AUGCCUAAUCCUAAAGAGGCUACUUCAAGUGACUGCAAUGACUCUCAAACCACAGAUUGUAGUUCCAGAAAACGGAGGGAGCAUGAAGAAACCCAGGGUGGAGACAUUCCCAAACUCUGUCCACCUAACAUCCCAUCUUCCAAUUCUCCCCAAAUUCAUUCUAUCUCAGAGCUUAUGGAAACAGCCAAUGAAGUCUCAAAAAUGACAAUAGCCCAUGAAAUUGUUGUCAACCAUGACUUCAAACUUCAAGAAGUGAAUUUAUCACCAAAUAGUUUAGAAAGCAGAGUGAAAGAAACAGUGCACAAAGCUUUUUGGGAUAAUCUGAAAGAACAACUCUCCAAAGUACCACCAGACUAUUCUCAUGCUGUCAAGCUACUUCAAGAAAUCAAAGAAACUCUGCUGUCUUUGCUUCUGCCACGACAAACACGUUUAAAAAGUCAGAUUGAAGAAGCACUAGACAUCGAAUUGAUAAAGCAGGAAGCUGAGCAUGGAGCUUUGGAUAUCCCCAAGCUCACUACAUAUAUCUUAGGCACCAUGGCAAUGCUCUGUGCACCUAUCAGAGAUGAAGAAAUACAAAGUCUGCGAAUCAUGGCAGACCCAGUUCAUUUGCUCAGAGAGAUCUUCCGAGUUCUGAACCUAAUGAAAAUGGAUAUGGUCAACUUUACCAUACAAAGCCUUCGACCCCAUCUCUUGGAGCAUUCUGUGCAAUAUGAAAGGAAAAAAUUUCAGGAACUCCUGAACAAACUACCAGGCAGUCUAGCUUAUACAACUGACUGGCUACACAAGGCCGUAACCAAAGUAUCAAAUCCUGAUUUGCUUCCUUCUUCAUCUACCUCUGGAACCAAUGGACCUCCUGUUUCCACUUCUCCUAUGUCUGCUGGAAAAGUCUCAUUUAUUCAUAGUCCCACUGCUGUGUUAAAUCAAGCGUAUAUGGAUUUGCUGGACUGGGAGCUUGGAGGAGAACACUAUCCUGAGACUAUGUUGAUGGACAAAGCACGUUUGCAUGCUCUACAAGUAGAAGUCAAUCAGCUAGUCAUUAUUGCUUCAGUCUUAUUAGUGAGCAGCAAUAUAUGUGGAAAUGAGUUAUUCAGUUCACCAGGAUGUGGCAAUAGGCUGAAAAGAGUAAUAAAAGCUCUUCUGGAAGGUCUCUCUGAUAUAAGAUCAGAAAAUGCCUUAAUGGAUAUCAGCAAUCAAAUACACAUGGAAGUAGAUGCCAUACUUAAUCAGUUGGGUUACCCGGCUCUCAGUACUGAUAAGGCUGCUUCACUCAAAGGCCAGCUUAGGAACCUUGGAGAUAAAAACAAUGCUGUACGGGUUCUAAUUGAGCAACGGAUUCAGACUUUUCUUAGACACUGUUUGUAUCCUUGUGGCCAAAACGCUAAGAAUCUACUGCAAGGCCUUACUCCUAUUCAGGAAGAACUACUGGAAAUUGGUCAGAGGUUUGGUAGCUUGAUUCAUCACAACAGACAAGUAUUUGGUCCGUAUUACUCGGAAAUACUGAAGAAAUUGCUGCUUCCAGGAGCAAAGUCUGAAACAGGGAAAGUUUCUUCUUAACAACCUAACGAGGCAGAUCAUGUGACGGCAAGGAGAGGGGAGAUUCAAACUGGCAAUUGUUCAGACAGUACUUUGAUGUAAAAUUCAAUGUGAUCAAUGGAGCAGUUGUCCUGCUCUUUGCUGCUGUAUUCCAAACUGGGUCACUGAAGUUGCAAGGUACAGCUAAUAAUCCCAAACUGACAAUGCCAAGUUUGCUGCAGUAAACCUUUAAACAGCUCAAAAUGUUGUCCUGUGAUUUUAA
This is a messenger RNA of Ahaetulla prasina, 1795 nucleotides long. It is a transcript of the gene TCP11, whose product is annotated as t-complex 11. Gene Ontology annotation, cellular component: sperm flagellum; acrosomal vesicle. The transcript has 9 exons. Lineage: Eukaryota; Metazoa; Chordata; Lepidosauria; Squamata; Colubridae. The coding region runs from base 1 to 1554 and encodes 517 amino acids. Gene Ontology annotation, biological process: regulation of sperm capacitation. The record is from RefSeq and is a predicted model, not a curated record.